This is a messenger RNA of Benincasa hispida (wax gourd), 1530 nucleotides long. RefSeq names its product putative F-box protein At1g32420. Gene Ontology annotation, molecular function: protein binding. NCBI's taxonomy places the organism in Eukaryota, Viridiplantae, Streptophyta, Magnoliopsida, Cucurbitales, Cucurbitaceae. The record is from RefSeq and is a predicted model, not a curated record.
AAUAUAACGUUUUAAAACCUGAGAACAAAAGAUAAACCUUUUAAAAUACUAAAAUCUUGAGACAAAAUUAUCUUUUCUAAAAUAAUAAUAAUAAUAAUAAUAACUUCAUACUUUAUAUAUAUAUAUAUGGAACACCCUCCGUUGGCCCAUUGCAAAUAAGGACACAUCCUUUAAACCAUUAUUAUUCGCCGGCGAAGCUUCAGGCAACUAUCGGCGUCUCCUCCACCAUCUCCGUCGUUGUUUUUCGCUGGAGUUACAGUUGCCAAUCAGAACCACCGUCGUCUCAGAGAAGAAUCCAUGGCGGAGGAGCAUAACAAUCCCUUAACAGAUGACAUAACAAUCGAAAUUCUUCAACACUUCUCUCUAAGAUCACUCGCCGUUGCCAACUGCGUCUCUAAGCUCUGGCAAUCCUUCAUUUCCACCAAAUCUCUCCUUCACACUCCUCUUUCCCCUCCAAUCCGCCACGGCUUCUUCUUUCAGAGCUCCCACAUCCCCAAAAAUGGCGUUCCCAUUCACUUCUUCCCUUCAUCUCCCACUUCUCUAAACAAAACCCAUUUCCCCAAUCUCCGUCUUCUCGCCUCCAGCAAUGGCCUUCUUCUCUGCGGCAAACCCAAUCAAAACCCCAUCAUCCAUUACUCCGUUUUCAAUCCUUCCACCAAUCAACUCAUUCCCAUCCCCAAACCCACCAAUCUCAUCGCCGCCGUCAAAAUCGGCUUCCACUCCCACAAUUCUGUUGCUUUCACCAUCCUUCGAUUUGUGAAUUUUGGGAUCAGACCAAUGGAGAUUUUCACUUCAGAAACAGGGGAAUGGCGGCGGUUGUGUUUUGAUUUGGUGAUCGACUCGUUGUUUUUGCCGUUUGAAGGACCAUCAGCGGCUGUCUUAAACGGAGUGUUCUACUGGUUGGAAUUUGAUUCCUUUAUUUACGCUUUUGAUUUGCUUAGAAAUGAGUUUUUUGAAAUGGAAUUUCCUACUGAAGAAACAGAGUAUCGCCGGAAUGCGUUGUCUCGCUGCCUCGCCGUCACCGGUGGGAGGCUGCUGAUGGCGUCGACCGAUGGGGAGUUUGUUGAGAUUAGGGUUCUUCAGGAUAGAGAUUGUUCGUGGGGUUUGAAGUGUAGAUUGAGCGUUGAAACUCUUGUUGGCAUUAACGCAAACACCUUGUGUGCAACUGCUGCGGCGGCGGAUCGGCGGAAAUUUAUCGGGAUUGUGGGGUUUCAAGGAAGGGAUUCGGAAAGAAUUUACUUGAACACGACGGAGGUUGUGAUUUGUUGCGAUAUUGAAACUGGAAAAGUUGAGAUUGUUCAUAGAUUUGAUGCAAGUUUGGGGUGUACGGAUGUUUCUAACUUUAGGUUUUUCCCAUAUGAGUCCCUUUAGCUAAAGUAUAGUGAAAGAAGUUAAAACCUCAAAAGUAGAGGGACCCAAAUGAUAUAUUUAACAUUUAUUUUGUUGAGAACAAUAUCAUAAUAUCAAUUUAAUUAACGUUUGAACUGUGUUUCGAUUGACUUUCGUGAAAUAAGGUUGUUUCAAAGUUUU